Molecule: messenger RNA, 1518 nt
Organism: Penicillium olsonii
Lineage: Eukaryota; Fungi; Ascomycota; Eurotiomycetes; Eurotiales; Aspergillaceae
Source: the annotation of a GenBank genome assembly
AUGACUCAAGAGCCGAGUGAUUCUAUCCGUGGCCUGCCAUGGCUGAUCUGGGUUGUGGUCAUCUUUGGGUCCAUCUCGUCCGCCGGAUUUGGAUUCGAUCAAGGAUGGUGGUCUGCCCUGAUGAGCUCGACUCAAUUCGUUAGCAACUACGGACACCUCGAUCCGGUCACGGACACAUGGGCUCUGACUUCCAAUCAACAAUCCCUGGGAACCGGUCUGGGGUACGUGGGUGUCAUUGUGGGCGUCUUCGGAGGCUCACCGGUCAACGAACGCAUGGGAAGAAAGAAUACCCUGUGGAUUCAAAGUUUCAUAGUGACAAUUGGUAUCAUCAUCGAGUCGACGGCGGAGAAAAGCUACGCCCAAUUCCUGGUCGGAAAACUCCUGGUCUAUCUCGGUGGAGGAAUGGCAACCAGUGUGAUCCCCGCAUACCAAGGAGAAUGUGCCCCGAAAUCCAUGCGUGGUUUGAUGGCAGGAACCUACAAUGCCUUCCUCAUGGUGGGUGGCUUCUUCGCCACACUCAUUGUCUACCUGUGUCAACAUAUCCCGAGUAACUGGUCUUGGCGAGUGGUUGUUGUUGCCCAGAUUGCCAUUCCUGCAGCCAGCUGGACCAGUCUGCCGUUCCUCCCCGAGUCCCCGUACUGGCUUGUCUCUCGCGGAAGGCUAGAUGAAGCGGUCGUUUCGCUUCGUCGACUGAGAGGUGUCUCAUUUCCAGCAGAGGCUGAGGUGGCCAACAUGCAACAGCUGUUGGAGGAGCAACGGGAACGACGGGCGACUGCGACAUGGUCUGCCUGCGUCACAGACUCUGUCAACCGCCGGCGUACUAUCAUCGCCGUGGGAUCUCAGAUCUUCUCCCAAGCACAGGGAAUCUCAUUCGUUGCCAACUAUCAAGCCGUCUUCCUCCAGGAGAUUGGAUUCAAGGAGGUCCUCCUGAUGUCAGUUUUGGUCUUCGUCAUCGGUAUCGCUGCAAACCUCAUCUUCAUGGCCACUGCCGACCGUCUGGGUCGACGUAACGUGUUGAUCUACUCUGCUGCCUCGAUGGGGGCUUUUAUGAUCACCAUCGGCGGUUUGACAGCCAACGGCGCCGAGCACAUGUCCUACCAGAUGCAGGUUGCAGCGGUGGUGAUGCUCAUGUUAUGGUUCUUUACUUUCCAGUACACUUGGGGACCCAUCGCCUGGGUGCUUUCAUCUGAAAUACCACCUAUCCAAAUGCGAGAAAAGUCGGUCGCUCUAUCUGGAAUGGGCGCCUACAUCACUGGGUUGAUCAUCGUGUUUGUGAACCCUUUCACCCAAGCUGACAUUGGUGGCCGCGUUGCAUUCAUAUACGGAGCACUGUCUGUUCUUUCGUUCCUCUUUGCUUGGUUUUACGUGCCGGAGGUGAAGAACCGAUCACUGGAGCAGAUCGACGAGAUGUUCUUGGACAAAGUGCCCGCACGAGCUUUCCAGUCUCAUGUUUGUCGGACUCCUGGCGACAUCACAAUUGCGAAGAGGGAAGCUGAAGAGUUUGUGGAGAAUGCUUAG